Molecule: messenger RNA, 7752 nt
Organism: Carassius gibelio (silver crucian carp)
Lineage: Eukaryota; Metazoa; Chordata; Actinopteri; Cypriniformes; Cyprinidae
Product: protein CBFA2T3
Exons: 12
Coding region: 947-2833 (628 amino acids)
Biological process (GO): DNA-templated transcription; negative regulation of DNA-templated transcription
Cellular component (GO): nucleus
Molecular function (GO): transcription corepressor activity
Source: RefSeq, a predicted model, not a curated record
AGGUUAGGAGCGCAGGAGAACGCUUCUCUUCUCCAGAUGGUGUUUUAAACGCAGACAGAAGGAUCAUUAGACAACACGCCGGCUUCCAACCACCGAAAACAACAAAAAUAAACCAAAACGCGAGAUGCUGCAGAGAGAAACAACGCAGAAUGUGUAGCAUCAGUAAGCUGGGACACGAAUGAUGUUUUUAAUGGACCGUUUUUUCGCGUUCAGUGUGGAGGGAGUUCGCGAAGAACAGUUGGAAUAUUGACGGGAAUAUCUCCGAAACACUCUCUAUCUGAAUCAUUAUCUGAAUCUGUAGACGAGGACUUUCGGGAUUUACAAGAGAUAAUAUUCACUACACUUCUACUUGGAAACAUGGAGCAUCAGUGGCAAUAUUAAAAAGGAAAAAACAUCUAUCUUAUAGGAGGGAUCACGGACAUCGACUGUGGAAUACGAUAUUGAAACCACCAAGAACGCGUGAUCUGAAUUGGAGGACUUUGCGAUUUUAUUGUGAUUUGAGAAAUCGAAUGGAACUUUUUUUUUCGCCCUGUGCAUUUUUCUAAGAAAUUUGUCAACACGUUUCAAGAUUUCGACAUUUUAAAGGAGCGUAAAACCAAAGUCUCACUACUUUAAUACUAAAGCUUUGCUGUGUUCUAGCUUUGUAUGACAUAUUUUCGAUUUCUCGAAAUUGAAUUACCUCAUUAUUUAUUAGCUACUAUAGCGAAACGUCAGCAUCGCGUGCAAUCCAGUUGAGAACUCUCUCUCAGACACUCUUUGAUAAAACGUUAUAUAUAUAGGAUUCUUAUUCAUUUUGGAAAGUUGUCACUUUUUUACAGUGAUAUUCAAGGCGAAAUAAUCUCCGUUUAUUUCUAUUUUAAUUUUUCGGGUGGAUUAUUUUUUUGCUGCAAAAUACCUCAGUUUGACUUCGACCUUCAAAAGUAGCACACGACAGGAGGCUGGAACGAUGCCAGAUUCACCUGCUGAUGUCAAAACCCAGCCCAGGUCAACUCCGCCCACAAUGCCACCUCCACCCCCAGCUGUCAGUCAGGCAGUCAAUCGCAACGCAUCAUUCACACCUACAACAAUGCUGAACGGGAGCAGCCACUCUCCAACGGCACUAAACGGAGCUCCCUCAACCCCCAACGGCUUCAGCAAUGGACCGGCCACCUCUUCUACUGCGUCUCUGCCCACCCAGCAGCUUCCCCCUGCCUGUGGAGCCCGACAACUCUGUAAGCUUAAGCGUUUUCUCACCACACUGCAGCAGUUUGGCAACGACAUCUCGCCCGAGAUAGGAGAACGUGUACGCAGCCUGGUUCUGGGGCUAGUGAACUCAACUCUAACUAUUGAAGAGUUCCACUCCAAACUUCAGGAAGCCACAAACUUUCCCCUGCGUCCCUUUGUCAUUCCAUUUCUCAAGGCUAACUUGCCCUUACUGCAGAGGGAGCUUCUUCACUGUGCUCGGAUUGCUAAGCAGACCCCAGCACAGUAUCUGGCCCAGCACGAACAGUUGCUGCUGGAUGCCAAUGCCAGUUCUCCCCUGGACUCCUCUGAGAUCAUGCUGGAACUCAAUGAGCAUGGCAAGAGACGUACCCCGGACAGGACCAAAGAGAUUGCAGGGGACAGGGAUGGCUUGCACCCGGAGCACCUGGCCAAACGUCCAUGCACAGUGAGCCCCAGUCAGCGCUUCAGCCCCAGCAGUGGUUUACCUUCUCACCCUCCCCCCAACGGCCUACCGACGCAUCCACCCAAUGGCCUUCCACAUCCUAACCCUCCUGCCCCACAGCAUUACCGUUUGGAAGACAUGGCACUUGCCCACCACUACAGAGAUGCUUACAGACACGCAGAGCACAGAGAUGUCCGGGAUCGUCACCGGCAGACAGCCGUGCAUGGAGCACGUCAAGAGGAAGUGAUUGAUCAUCGGCUGACAGACCGCGAGUGGGCUGAGGAAUGGAAGCACCUCGAUAACUUGCUGAACUGUAUAAUGGAUAUGGUGGAGAAGACACGGCGUUCCCUCACCGUGCUGCGACGCUGCCAGGAGGCGGACCGCGAGGAGAUGAACCACUGGAUCCGUCGCUAUAGCGAUGUGGAGGAUAUGAAAAAAGGUGGGAGCUCCGCCCAGCGGCCUCCUCCUCUUCCUCCCCACCACAACUCUUCCUCCUCCAACACUCCUAACAGCAAUGACACACAGCCGCUAGAAAUUCACAGAGACUUCCUGCACCGUCCCCCAUCAGGCUACCUGCCCGAGGAGAUCUGGCGGAAGGCUGGUGCUACAAGUAUCCCGCUCUCGCCAGCAUUAAAGCAACUUCAGAACAAGCAGGAGGAGGCAGUAAAUGAAGUGAAGAGACAGGCCAUGUCAGAGCUGCAGAAGGCAGUGUCAGAUGCUGAGAGGAAAGCUCACGAAAUGAUCUCUGCUGAGCGCUCCAAGAUGGAGAGAGCUCUGGCCGAGGCUAAGCGACAGGCCUCUGAGGAUGCGCUGACUGUCAUUAACCAGCAGGAGGACUCCAGUGAAAGUUGCUGGAACUGUGGUCGCAAGGCGAGUGAGACGUGCAGUGGAUGCAACACAGCGCGCUACUGUGGCUCUUUCUGUCAGCAUAAGGACUGGGAGAAGCACCAUCAUGUAUGCGGCCAGGGCCUGUCCGGACGUAACAGCGUACCACUCGGGACACCAUCUACCACCACCAUCUCCUCGUCCAGCAUGCCCCCCACACACUCUGAGAGCACCCCUCCAGGGCCCCUGUCCCUGGUGGGCCAAACCAGCAGCAGUGGCAGUCCUAAAGAAGCCAGCUCCAGCAGCAUUUCUCGCUCAACUACUCCAGCAACACCUGCCCUGAUGGAUUCCUCAUCCCGCUGACUAUUGAACCCCAAAUCUUAACCCAUGCCCAGCCAUGUCUACUGCUGCUACAGCCUCCUUCACCCAAAACAAGCUGAGGAACCUCCACCAUAUUUAGCCAUCCUCUACAAAUGAACUACGGCAACCUGACCACACCUGCAUUAAGAGCUUGUUUUCUCAAUCUCCAACUCAGAUUCCUUCACAAAAGGGUCUACUGCGUAAUUUAAAAUGAGCAGGGUCUGUUAUACUGGAGGCCAACAAGAAAGCCAGGAAAACAUUACACGUUUUAUUCAUGUAUAAGAAAAUUUUAGGCAUAGCCUCAGUUACCUACACCCUUUAAGUGAGGUGUACUCUGUGUGAAUUGGGGUGGCACCAUACUCUGAACAUGUCUUGACCCAGAUAGGACUUAAUAUAUGUAGGAAAGUUUCCCUCUGAGAUGUCAGUAAUGGACAAGAGCUUGUUGCCGCUCUGAAAAUCUUCCACAGAGCUACGUCCUCACAACAUGACAGAUUGCAUUUCCUUUUUUGGCUUUAAUUAACACAAAAGAAAAGUCCAAAAAUCCAAAAGAAAUAAUGAUGGCGAUAAGAAGAAGAAUUAAACCUGUUAACUACCUUGCUAGCGAGCCAAGAAAAUCUACACCAGACUCACCUCUCUGUACCGACGUGAACCCAAAUGAAUUUUAAGUGAAAAAAAGAACAUGAUCCAAACCUUUUUACUACACUGCCAAAGUUACUAAGAAGCACUCAUCUUGUAACCAAACGCAAACAACUUCACCUCCUCAGCAGUAAAGCCAGCCCAAAGCUCUAAAGUCUGUGGAGAGGUGGCAUAGUGACUAGACACUCAGACCUUCACUGUGCCCACUGUGCUACUCACUCAGAUCCUGGGGAACACCCAAUUUAGCCUGGAUCCAUCACUACGGCAAGGGAGGAUCGCACCUGGGAUCUUUAAAGCACAUCACCCAGUCCGCUGCAAAGAGAAAUGACAUGAAAACAAAAGAGAAGGCGAGGAUGAGUAAGCGAAGAGAGACACAUUGGCCUCAAAAGGAAAUACGAAUGGCAAUGGAACUGCCAAAAACCUCAUUGGAUUGUACACAAAGAAUGAGCCUAUUCUUCUCAAACAUUUUCGUUUGGUUUUCCUAAAUCUCUCUGAAUGCUGAGACAUUUCAUUUUGUCGUACCAUUUCAUUCACCCACGUUUUCCAAAGCAUGACAAGACUGUAUAGUCUCCCGAGACUGGCGUAGGCUUGGUUCUCUUUUCUCUCGCUCUUUCUACCUCCCCCAUCUUCUGUAUGUUCAUCCCUUUUGUCUCCUGACAGAACCUCUAAGCAGAUAUCCAUGAAGGCAUCAAACGUUGCUUGUAGAUAUUACUUUCCGUUUCUGGAUGUCUCUGUCUUCAAUAUCUGCUUGUGUGCGUACUCAGAAUGAGGAACGCGUUCUUUCUUUGUCUUCUUUUAGGUUUCAGCCGAACAUUGGACAGAAAAAGACACUCUAAUGGAAGAGAAGCUGUGUUGUACCUAUUGUUCGAUUUGUUGUAUCAAUACUGAUGAUGAGAAUCCUCAUGUAGAAUAUUUUAUAUUGCUCGCAUUGUAAGACAGUGAGAGAACAAGAGGUGCAAUAUGAAAAGAGAAUUCAGCUACUGAAUGGAACCUCAGAAACGGCCCUUAGGGCAUCUUAUAAUAUAAAUAUACAUAUAAAUAUAUCUAAAAUUACCACAGUAAAUUAAUGUGAAUGUACAUAGUAUUUAAAAAGAGGUCCAAAAAUGAGUUUGCCAAAUAACAGAAACCUUUAAAGUAUAAUGUCCAGAAUUUUAUUUCUCUCCAUUUAAUAUUUUCUGUCUGAAUGAUCAUUUUACAACGUCUGUUGUAAAAUUGGAGGAGGAAGUGGUGUUCACAUCACUGCUCGUGUCGAUAACUGCCUGAGGACUCUGCUUACGGACAUGUUGGACGAGACGUUUUUGUAGCCAUAAAGGUGUCGAAACAAAUGGCAUCACAUUUUUACAACACGCCAAACCACAAUUGACUGACCUAGCUCGCCCCUCUGAGAAGUUCCCAGAGGAGGGAAGUCGCUAGAAUGUGUGUGAAACAUUGCCAUCCUUUGGGCCAAAGUGUCACUGCAUUGGUCCAAUGUGUAAUUUGCACACACAAACACACAUGCAUGCACAUACAAUCACAAAACCAAACCAUUGAAUUUUCAUUAUCCAGCAAACACUAUCUGGUUUUGCUUAAGUACAUCAGGUUGUGAUCCAACAUAGCACCAAAACAUAACCCGUAUUUAUUAUAGUCUGGAAAAUAUCAAUAGAAGUUGCUGUGUGCAUCGAGCAAGCUCUGCUGAUCCCAACAUUCAUGUUCCUUAAGGGUUGUUUGUGAUGGCAGUAACAAUGGACAAGACUACCCCUCUGUGUAAAAAUACUUCGAAUUUUGCCACCAGCUUACACUUGCGGCCCUGUUUACAGCCUUUGUUUUGGUCAGUUAUCAUUUUCUGCUGUCUAAUUGAAUCGCCAGUUUUGUUGAUUACGUGGCGUACUUCUGAUAUGGACCAAACUUGAAAGGCCUGCUUUUUACUCAUUCUAUUUUGGUGUUGCUUUAGGCAUGAGGUGGGUCGAUGGUUUAAUUUUUCACAUGGCAUAAGCGAAUGAUCCAUUACCGGAUUUCGAAAGUAAUAUAUGAACUCAUCCAGAAAAUAACAGCAACACAUGAUCCUGAACCAGUGAAUUACGAGAGCUUCAGUCUGAUGAAGUAGGUUUCUCUCUCUCUUCCGACAAUUUGAGGAUUUUUCAUACAUCAUCCUACUUUUCCUUACUAGCUACCUCCUGUACACAAAUCCAAGACAGUUUGAAUGAAUGAAACUAGCAGACAUGCAAAUAUAUCAUCCUGCUCGAGGUAUACAAGACAUUUCAGCAUAGAAACUCAAAAACCUUUUUCUGAAUGUAUGUUUUGUUCACAUUUUCACGUGAUGGGCCGACAAAGACCUUUUUCCAUGGGCUGUUAUACAACAUGUUAAGCCAAAAACACUCUACAGAAGUACGUAGCAAUGCAAAAGCAUGCACCCUUUUGUUACUGUUGUGUUAACGCGGCAGUAACAAACCUCAGUUCUCAAGGGUGUGAUGAAGUUUCUUUCAAAUGUCUGUGCCAUUAAAUCGGAUGUGUUAUUAUUCUGGUUGCUAAAUGUUGACAGUUAAAACCAACUUAAACUAACUUGCACAGCAAAAUAUCUUUAAACUGUUGCUCUGCCAUGACUUCAGUUUAUCUGACUGUACAGUAGAAGAGUGUUUACAUUCGUGCCCGCUAUAGUGCCCCCUUUGGCAACUCUUAGAAUUGUGUCAUGAACUGUGUUCUGAUACAUUGGGAAUGCAACAAUGAGUGAAAUUAAGCUAGCAUUGUUGUAGUAGCUUAGAAUGUUUUGAGCCCUGAACAUAAACAUAUCUUAUAAAUAUCCAAAAUGAUAAAAGCACAGACCAAAGCAUAACUAAGCAUCCAUAAAAGCCGUUUGGAUAUUGUGUUGCCUAAAAAAAGCCUGGGUGAGCAGCAAUGUCCAUAAACCAAAGUGUUAAAAAAAGACCAUACUGAAAGCACAAGACGACAGUAUACACAUCAUCGGUACUAUAAUUCCAAGCCAGGGGAGUGCUUGUUCCUGGCAUCCAAAGCAUUAAAUAAGAUUACAAAUGCUUCUCUAACAUUUAAGCCAACCUUGCUUAAAGAUUUCAUUAUGAGAAUGCAUGAGUGUGAGUGAGAAAUAAAAAAUAGAGUGAGAGAUACUUUCCAUUAAUGAUUUUGCUAAGGAACUUACUUGAAUCUCAAGAGCUUUAAAAUAACACCGUUAGCAAAGUUAUGGUAGAGUACUUCCAUAAACUCGUUUUGAGCUUUGCAUGUCUGCUAGUCCAGAACUCAUACAAAUAUAUAUUUGCAAUAUUUUUGGCCAUUCUGUUACUAACCAAAAUCAAAAAAUAUGCAAAGACAUCUUCCACUGUGUGCUGUAGUUCUGCUGUUAUCUGGUAUUCUGAAGGGCCGUCAUUCUCAAAGCAAAUUUGUGGAUGUCUAGAUUCAGUCAGCAUUUGGCCUUGUCAGUGAACCCAUUUGGGCAGCUGCUCCGUUCAAAGAUUGACAUUGGGAAAGCGAGAGAGAGAAACUACUUCCUACACAUUAAGUGAACAUACUCUUAAAGUAAAAUGGAUUCUGAAGGUUAACUAAUCAACAUCUUGGUUUAAGUUAUGACAUCUUUAUCCUGAAAAAACAAAAGCGCUUAAACCAGCCUAAGGUCGUAAGGUUUCUGGCUGGGAGACUUAAACCAGCUAUGACAAGACCAGCAAACCGUUAUUGACUGAUUUCAGUCAUUUUUAAUAAAAUAUUCCUGCACAUCAGUAAUGUUGUCCAGUUUCACAAUUUUUUUUUAUUUUAUUACUAUACCAUCCACUAAGUCUAACGAUAAAAAACAAACAAACAAAAACAAACACUGUACAAUUAAAUCCUUUUAACAGAGAACACACAAGGCUGUAGUAGAAACCUUACACUAAUAUAGAACUGAACAUUACUUUGACUAGCAGAUUAGGCCGGGCAUUGAAACGCACAUGAUAAAUGUUAUAACAGCAAGAUACAUAUUUCUGUAAUAACAAAAUCUUGGUUUGAUACAUUCAGGCAAACAUGAUGUACUGUACUGUGCAAUACAUCAUUAUAGGAAAAGGCAUUGUUUCAAUAGGAAAAGUUGGUGUGUUGAAGUUUUUUUUUUCUCUCUCUCUCUUUCAAAGUCCUGUUAUCAUUCUCUAGAUGAUGUGAACUGUGCCAGGAGAGUUUUAUUUAUUUAUUGCAUGCUCUUUCCCCCUUUGCAAUUCCCUCACCCUAUCUUACUGUGCGCUUUGUUGGACAUGUGACGGUGUAAACAUUCUAAAUCAGGUUAUUGUCUGUGUUGGGAUACGUAUCUGUGUAAUUAAAAAGGCAGUAAAAUAUGA